GCAAACACCAAUUAUGGCCGAUAAACCAGGCAGGUUCAUUGGAGACGGGCUCCUACAAAGCUUUAGCUUUUCCUAUGAAAUGAUUCUCGACUCUCAGUCAUUUUCAAAUCUCAACAAGUCAACCAAAUGGGGAUUGAGAAAGGAAAGGCAAUGCUGCUAAAUAUUAUAGAGAAAUCCGGUGGUUGCGCCGUUGUAGACGGCGGCUUCGCCACCCAGCUUGAGCUCCACGGCGCCUCCAUUAAUGACCCUCUCUGGAGCGCUCUUUGCCUUAUCAAAAGUCCUGAUCUCAUCAAACUGGUACAUUUGGAAUACUUACAAGCGGGGGCGGAUGUAUUAGUGACUUCAUCUUAUCAGGCCACUCUGCCUGGAUUCUUGUCAAGGGGGAUUUCGUUAGCAGAUGGCGAAUCACUACUGAAAGAUAGUGUAAAGUUAGCUAUAGAAGCCCGGGAUGAGUUUUGGGAAUCUGUGAGAAGAAAUGAGAAACAUAGAUAUAACAGGGCUCUAGUGGCAGCCUCAAUUGGAAGCUAUGGAGCUUAUCUUGCUGAUGGUUCGGAAUACCGUGGAAAAUAUGGAGCAGAUGUGAGCCUUGAGAAAUUGAAGGAUUUCCAUAGGAGGAGACUGCAAGUGCUUGUGGAAGCAGGGGCAGAUUUGUUGGCGUUUGAGACCAUUCCGAAUAAACUUGAAGCCCAGGCAUUGAUUGAGUUGCUGGAUGAAGAAAAUGUAGAGAUUCCAUCAUGGAUCUGUUUCAGCACAGUAGAUGGGGAAAAUGCGGCAUCUGGGGAGAGCUUAAUGGAGUGCCUUGAGGUUAUUAACCCAUGUAACAGAGUUGCAGCGGUUGGUAUAAACUGUUGCCCUCCUCAGUUUAUUCUCACUCUCAUCCAGAAAUUUAAGCAGAUGACUGGAAAGGCAAUAGUUGUUUAUCCCAACAGUGGGGAGACAUGGGACGGCAUCGAAAAACAAUGGCUGCAUUCAAAAUGUUUUGACGAUGAAAAGUUUGGAGAAUUCGCCCCACUAUGGCGUGAAGCUGGAGCUAAUCUCAUAGGUGGCUGUUGUCGAACCACACCCUCUACCAUUGAAGUCAUUGCAAGAGUCCUGAAAGAACAAUGAUCACCCAAUUAACUUAGUACAUAGUGUAAAAUGUUCAUUUUACUUUUUCGAAUCAACAUUUCCACAUAACAUCUUGGGGGUUACGUGAUCAUAACUGAAGUAAAUAUUUGAGGGAAAAAUAGUUUUAUUACUAUCAAGAUUGAAUAGAAUACGAGAUAUUCUUACAAGUUCUUGAAAAGCUCUCAAAAGUAAAGUCACAAUUUAUCCUAGAUCAGUAGAUUGCCUUCUCCUUCACUUGGCAUUAAGUCAUUAACACAUAAAUUCUCUUGUUGUGCUUUGCAUACCAAAUGGAGCUAUUAUAGAGCUAAAGUCCCUUUGAACAACUAUUUCAUUUUUUUCAAUGUACGAAUGUCCUGUUGGCGAACCCUAGUGCUGCCAACAACUCACAUGUGGCUAUAAAAGUAUGAAAGUUUGAGCUUGUUGAACAAUGAUGAUCAAAUUUGAAUUGAAUUCUUCAAUUGAUUGUAUCAAGAUAUAUUUGAAGUUGAGUUCUUCACCUCUCC
This is a messenger RNA of Cuscuta epithymum, 1610 nucleotides long. The record is from the annotation of a GenBank genome assembly. NCBI's taxonomy places the organism in Eukaryota, Viridiplantae, Streptophyta, Magnoliopsida, Solanales, Convolvulaceae.